Messenger RNA from Syngnathoides biaculeatus (alligator pipefish), 3580 nucleotides. RefSeq names its product mitochondrial basic amino acids transporter-like. Gene Ontology annotation, molecular function: high-affinity L-arginine transmembrane transporter activity. Bases 347 to 1279 code for a protein of 310 amino acids. Gene Ontology annotation, biological process: mitochondrial L-ornithine transmembrane transport. NCBI's taxonomy places the organism in Eukaryota, Metazoa, Chordata, Actinopteri, Syngnathiformes, Syngnathidae. Gene Ontology annotation, cellular component: mitochondrion. The record is from RefSeq and is a predicted model, not a curated record. The transcript is spliced from 4 exons.
UUAAAAAGGACAAACACGCGUCGGCGUUUGCACUCCCGGCGUCCGCCUCCCCCUCCCUUGGAGACACAGAAAUAGAAAAGAUAGUGGACGGCAAACUUAAAACGUUUAGUCCGCCUCGAAAGACUUUUUUUUUUAAACCCAUUUUCUCUAGCGUAGCUCCAGUAUCACCGAGACGAGGACAGAGCUAGCUGAGCCGGAGGAGGGGUAGGGGGGGGUCUACCCGUGUGUCAAUCGCUCGAGUUCAGCCGGAAACACGGUUCGUAGCAAAAGUAAAAGUUGUACAAUAGCUUUAACGUCGACUGAACGUGACGAAUUGAACCCCAAAAAAGUUGGACGUUCAAGGGGAAUGGCACUCGACUUCGCCGCGGGCUGCGUGGGAGGUGCUGCUGGUGUUUUGGUAGGACAUCCGUUUGACACAGUAAAGGUGCGUCUCCAGGUUCAAAAUGCAGACAAGCCUCUCUACCGUGGCACAUAUCACUGCUUCCAGUCCAUCAUACGCCAGGAGUCGACGUUGGGUUUGUACAAAGGACUGGGCUCUCCAAUGAUGGGCCUGACCUUCAUCAACGCCAUCGUCUUCGGCGUGCAGGGCAACGCCAUGCGCAAGCUGGGUCGCGACACGCCGCUCAACCAGUUCCUGGCGGGAGCCUCGGCGGGCGCCAUCCAGUGUGUCAUCUGCUGUCCAAUGGAGCUGGCCAAGACCCGCAUGCAGAUGCAAGGCACCGGGGAGAAGAAGUCCAAGAGGAAGAUGUACAAGAACUCUUUGGACUGCCUGCUGAGAAUUUACAACAAAGAAGGCAUCCGCGGCAUCAACCGCGGCAUGGUGACGACGCUCCUCCGCGAGACCCCGGGAUUCGGCGUCUACUUCCUGGCGUACGACGUGCUGACUCGCCACCUGGGCUGUGAGCCGGAGGACCCGUAUUUGAUCCCCAAGCUGCUGUUCGCCGGCGGCAUGUCCGGCAUCGCCUCCUGGAUCUCCACCUACCCCGUGGACGUCAUCAAGUCCCGACUGCAGGCGGACGGCGUGGGCGGCGUGCAGCGCUACGGCGGCAUCGUUGACUGCGUGCGGCAGAGCGUGCGCAAAGAGGGAUGGAGGGUGUUCACGCGUGGUCUCACCUCCACGCUGCUUCGGGCUUUCCCGGUCAACGCCACCACCUUCGCCACCGUGACUCUGUUCCUGCUGUACAUGCGAAAGGAUGACGAAUGUGUUCUGAAGGGCCCGGAGCCGCAGGCCGUGCCCAUGCAGCCGCUGCAGCCUCAGGCUCAAGCCACCAGCAUCUGAGCUCAGAAAAGUGAUUGUACUGUAGGUACAUAUCACACAGGCGUCGUAUUUAAUAAUUACAUAGGGAGAUGAAAUGGCAUUUGUACAUUUAUUUUUCAAUGUUCUUUUUUUUUUUAAUGCUCAUUAAGGAAUAGCCCCAGUGUGGUUACAGGUGUUACGGUAUUGCACAGAAAUGUGUUGAAAGGCUUCGGCGCCUCAUCUGUUGCGAUGCAUAUCUUAAGUUAGAUUCAUUUUGUGGCGUCAAACCAUCAGCUUUUUUUUUGUUCUUCGCUCCACAUUUCACUUUUGCCAAUUUACUCUUAACGGUUACACGAGUUGGGGGACUCGAGUAAAACUGAAGUUUCCAAUUUUAAGUUUUCGGACUAACAAGAGACUUGACUUUAAAUAAUGAAAUACAUGAGAUCUGAAAAAUCACCAAUUUCAAGAAAUGUGACUCUACGGAGCCCUUAAAAAAACAAAACUGGUUUCUCAUUACAAUGAGAAAGAUACUCAUUGCAAUGAGUAAUUUACUCAUUGUAAUGAGUAGCUGACUUACUCAUGAGUAAAUUACUCAUUACAAUGAGUGUCGAAAAACUGCUACCUAUGGGUCGUAGCUUAUUUACCUGCUUCCUGAAUAAGGGUCUUUUAUGCGUGCACACAUGCAAUGGACUAGUUACUCAUUACAAUGAGAAAGUUUCUCAUUAAAAUGAGAAACCAGUUUUUUUUUUUUUUUUUCCCCCAAUGUCCCUUGAGGGGCUCCGUAUCACUCAGAAGAGACUCAUAAAAAAUUAUUUAGCAAGCUAAGCUACACCCCAUUAGGAAGCUUCAACAUACAUUGAGAUGUGUUUAUGUGGACAUGAAGAUAUGACAAAUGAGGUUUUAUUGCAGUGGUAACUGAUGGGUAAAAUUUAAAUAUGAAGCAAAAAUACCCAAAUACCUUUUCUAAACUUUUGAAUGUACGUCCAACUGUUAACUGUUUCUAUACUUUCCGCAUGACAUUUUUCCUUAACAAGGAAUGUGUGACUCUUCAAGUUUUUCUAAAUCUCUCCUAAUGACACUCAAAAGUCAGUGGCCACCUCCCGUUUGAAGCCUUGUGAUGGUGAAGAAUUUGGUAGCUGUCAUGAAAAAGAUGAUGAAGAGGACAGAUUCAUGCAUUCAUCUUUCAUUCACGUGGCCCGAUUGGCUGGCAACCACAGCCGCGUAUCCUCACAAGGGUCAUGGGAGCGGUGGAGCCUAGCCUAGCUAUGUUCAAGCAGGACGCAGGGUACAACCUGAACUGGUUGCCAGCCAGUUGGAGGGCACAAACAACCAUUUGGACUCACAUUCACACCUACGACCAGUUGAAAGUCUUCAAUUAAAACUCUACAAAGAUGGGGUGGGAUUUGAACCCCGGUUCUCAGAACUUUGAGGCAGACGCUUUAACCAGUCGUCUCAAUGUGACGCCUCAAGGAUUGUAUGUUUGGUAAAAUUAGGAAAUUGGGAUUCUUGGUUAGUAACUCAGGCAACUACAACUUUAUCCGUCACGGACAUUUUAAAACCCACCGACAGGAAGAAAAUUAACUUCACGGUUUACCUGGUCAAACAUGAACUAUAUUUUCUGUUCGUUAUGUGUUUAAUUGAGAAUAAAAUAAAGUGAUAGACAGGAUGGAGGCUGGUUUUGGAACCGAGAAGAACCCCAUUGUGAAUGUUUCUAUAUCUACCUAACAAGAGCCCAGAUAUGGAGUGCCAUGUGGCUCAUCUGUGUGAAUAUUAUGAUGUUCAGGAUUGUAUGACCCAAAUUAUGUCUUUCCGAAGUUAUGUCUUGACUUGCCUCAUUUUUUGCAACAGUAGCUGGAAACUUUAGGACUCCUGACUCCCAGCUCUGAUGGUUACAAAUACUGUACAUACAUGUAAAUAUUACAUUUGUUUUCCUGAGGUUACAGCUGUGUCAUUGUAAGUGUACAGUAUUUCUUUAUCCUCCAUUUUACGACAGUGGAACUACCAAAGUUCAACAUAGUCCACAUCGUGACACUGGUUGACUGAGUUCCCAAAUGGUGCAAACAACAAUUUAAAAAAAAAAAAAAAAAAUUCCAUCACUCAUCCUGAGGUAGCAUUACAAAAAAAAAAGCCAAAGAGAAAGCAGGCAAAUUAAAAACCUGGUUUUCAGUUUCGCCUGAGCUGGAGUCGAGGGUGUGUUGGACUUUGGAGGUUCCACCUAAUCGUGCUAGACCAUCACCGUCCCCUGCUGCGAUGUAAAUUCCAAACAAAAUGGCUGAUGCAGAGAAUGUGUAAUGGUGGUCUCGAAUCUUAAAAAAAAUGAAAUAAAUGAGCUAUUCUACAAUA